ACUCAAUUAUGAGGAAUCACUACCAAUCCAAUACCACAAAUCAUGUCAAUUUCUUUUCUCGAUCACAUGAUUCACAAAUUUCUUUGUCGUCUUCAAGAUUCAACAGCUCCCAUGUGGCUUAUCGUAUGAGAAGCACUAUGGUUUCUUCUUUCAGUAUGCCUUGCCGCACAACUCAAAUCUCAAAUUUUGUGAGGGUUUCUAGAGUUUUUAUCAAUCAAACUAUCCAAAAUAGGUAUUGUGCUAUUGUUCCUACCAGUAAUAUUGCUAGUGUCCAAAAUGAUAACGAACGUGUCAUGUCUUCCGAUCCAACCAUUUGGAGUUCUACAUCUCACCUUCCAAAUGUUUCUGAUAAACACUAUGAAACCUUCACCCCUAAUCCCAUCAAUUAUUUUUCUUCCCAACAAGACUCGACAUCUCUUCGGCGUUUUGAUCCAUAUGUUCCCAAAGAUUGUCGGCCGGUGAAAAAAUUCCAUAAAACACUUGAGGUUCUUAAAGAAAUUGAUGACUAUAUUAAUUACGAGGAAGGUGAAGGCACUGGAGAUGUUGAAAACAUAGAUUGGAUACACAACCUGCCCUACGAAAAUGACGGUGCAUUUAUAUGUCUCAAAUGCAACGGUUUGUUUGAUACUCCGCAUAUAUUGGCUGCACAUGUGAAGUUUGUUCAUUAUAGGAGCGAUAGUAACGAGGAGAGCAAGAAAAGAAUUAGAGCUCUUAAUCAUCAAGAGGUUAAUGGUAAAUCUCAUAAGAUCAACAAAGAUCAAACCGGAGGACAAAGUUGCAGAAGAAAACUAAGGCAAUAAAGAAGACAUAAUUAAGUGGUUCUCAAACUUUUUAACAAAGUGUAAUUUUAAUAAACUUUUCUUUUUCUUUGUUGUCUUUAUUUUCAACUUAUGUUACAUAAGAAAAAGAGUCAUUUGUAUUUUGCAAUUCAUAAUCUAUUUUAAUGACU
This is a messenger RNA of Capsella rubella, 949 nucleotides long. RefSeq lists its product as uncharacterized. Bases 9 to 800 code for a protein of 263 amino acids. The transcript has a single exon. The record is from RefSeq and is a predicted model, not a curated record. Lineage: Eukaryota; Viridiplantae; Streptophyta; Magnoliopsida; Brassicales; Brassicaceae.